Yarrowia lipolytica CLIB122 is the source of this 3432-nucleotide messenger RNA. RefSeq lists its product as uncharacterized. Gene Ontology annotation, cellular component: cytosol; elongator holoenzyme complex. Gene Ontology annotation, biological process: tRNA wobble base 5-methoxycarbonylmethyl-2-thiouridinylation. Gene Ontology annotation, molecular function: tRNA binding; protein binding. Lineage: Eukaryota; Fungi; Ascomycota; Dipodascomycetes; Dipodascales. The record is from RefSeq and is a predicted model, not a curated record.
AUGAGAAACCUCCAAUGUGUACACCGGGGUAUUAUCAAACCCGAAUCAGUGGAGGCACCUGAUCUCAACCUGGUCAAGACCAUUUAUGACCCUCUUUCAGACGCCAUGGUCUUCGUCUUCGACGGCUUAGACACCGUUGAGGUUCAGCAGUUCUCAAAAACCGAAGGUACACAGGUAUGGGCAAACUUCCCCGUCAGUGGCCACGUCCUUGCAUGCGACUUUUUGUGGGAGUCGCAGACGUGUGUCAUCUUCCUCAGUGACGGAAACGUUUACAGUGUGGAGCAGGGAGAUCAGGUCAUCAACCUGGGAGAAAUGGAGGGAGUGGAGAGUGCAGCAUGGUCCCCCGACCAGCAAGUAGUUGCUCUGGGAGCCAAAGACAAGGUCCUUGUUCUGUCUAGAACUUUCGAUCCGCUCUCAGAGACUCCUGUUUCAGUGGACGACCUCAAACUGUCCAGACAUGUCAGUGUUGGAUGGGGUUCUGCAGACACCCAGUUCCGAGGACGAGGAGCCAAGAGAGAUCCCACAGUGCCUGAGCAUGUCGAUAUUGGUCACGUGACUGAAUCAGAUGAGUCCAACAUUACUCUCUGCUGGAGACCUGAUGGAGAGUGGCUUGCCCAGUCCUCCUGUGACGAUGUAGAGGGAGGUAAGCGACGAGUCGUGCGAGUUUACUCUCGAGAUGGUCAGCUCUUUUCUGUCUCUGAGCCUGUUGAUGGUCUUCUUGAUCUUGUUGCUUGGGGAACUUCCCUUAUCGCUUGUGUUGCCAAGCAAGAGGUUGUUUUCUUUGAGCGAAAUGGUCUCCGACAUGGAGGGUUCCACAUUGGCGACUUUGUCCCUAUUGGCAUGCAAUGGAACUCUACGGGUGAGAUUCUGGCCCUGUGGUCCCAUGAAACGGUUCGACUCUAUACUACAAAGAACUACAGAUGGUACCUGAAACAAGAGGUCGUUUCUCGGCUUCCCGGAAACCCCAAGACCCUCACUUGGCACCCCGAGAAGCCCCGAACCAUCAUCAUCAACUAUGACGAUCACGUUGAGAUCCACGAAUACACAGACACUGUCACUAGCGAGCCUGUUAACGGAGUCACUUGCGUCAUUGAUGGAAAGCUGCUUCUUGUGACACCUCUGAAACUGGCCUGUGUUCCCCCUCCAAUGUCUAGAGACGAGAUCCACAUGGAGGAGAACAUCGUUGCCGUUUCUUCUUCCGCAUCACACAUUGCCGUUCUCACAAGAGAGGCUGUGUAUAUAUACGACUCUUUGACAGUGACCCACGUCACUACACACAGGCUUGACUUGAAUAACGAGACUGUCAAGGCGGUUGUUAUUCACGGAGAAGUGCCUUACGUUCUGGCUGAGUCAGCAUCUGCCUCCAGAGUCAUUACCCCUGCGAAGAGCUUUCCUCUCCAUUCCGACUGCAUUGCCUUUGCCAAGAGCCACAAGGCUCCUUUGCUUCAGCUUCUCGACGGAUACGUCUAUCUUCUACAAGACACUCUUGAACCUCUCGCCAAACUCCCUCGAUGUAGCACUAUCGCUUACACUGACGAGAUCUACGGACUGACCAGCAAGGGUAAGCUCUAUAAGGGCGAUCAGGUGGAGGCAAGUCACGUGACUUCUCUGCUUUCUUCCGACGAUACCUUACUAUAUACGACAGCUGAGCGGCUCUAUCUCGCGGGUGAGUCGAGAGAGAUUGAAAAGUCGUCCCUGCUGGUGUCUGUGCAUCCUUCCACUUACUCUGUUGUUCUACAGGCUCCUCGCGGCAACCUUGAGACUAUCCAUCCUCGUCCACUUGUGCUGAAACGAGUUUCUGAGGCUCUUAAGAAUCGAGACUUUAAGGCUGCUCUGACCAUCUGUCGAACCCACCGAGUUGACCUCAACUUCCUGCAUGAUCAUGAUUCUGAGCUGUUCAUGACUCACGUCAGCGAGUUUGUUGACCAGGUAUCUUCCAAUCAUCUGGAUCUGUUCCUCACCGAAGUUGGAGUCAAGAACAACCCCAAGGGCAACGAGAUCUGUGACGCUGUUCUCACUAACACUAAGAACCUGCUAAACCAGAUCACCGCACACAGCUUCAAAAACCCCCCAGAUGUGGCCGCUGCCCUGGCCCUGGUUGACUCGGAAGAAUCACUGGAACAUCUGUGUUUCUUGCAUGAUGUCAACCACCUCUACGAUACUUCUCUGGGACUCUACGAUCUGGAGAAGACUCUACUUGUCGCACAGCAGAGUCAGAAGGAUCCUAAGGAAUACCUUCCUUUUCUUCAGAAGCUGCAGGUUAUGUCCGAGGACCGUCGAAAGUUCACUAUUGACGAUCAUCUCGAGAAGUAUGCCAAGGCUCUUGAGAGUCUUAUCGCAGACAAGGCCGAGCACGAAGAAAUCGACACCUACAUUACCCGACAUGUUCUGUACAAUGAGGCUCUGAAGCUAUACACUGACAAGAGCGAUACUCAGCGGGUGCUCAAUAUUUACGCAGCGUUUUUGGAGUCCACUCGAGAGUACAAGGAGGCUGGUAUUAUCUACGAAUCUCUCGAGAAGUGGGAGGAGGCUCUGGAAGCAUACAAGGCUGGUGUCUACUGGGAAGAGGCUUUGUGCCUAUGCCAUGCUGUUGAAGGGUUCGAAGACCGAGUCCGAGACGUUGCAGAUGAGCUGGCUCCUCAGCUUGUUUCCGCCCAUUGCUACAAGGAGGCCUCUACCCUUUAUGCGGACUACCUUGGUGACAUUAUGGAGGCUGUUAGAUGCCUGUGUCUGGGCUCCAACUUUGUUGCCGCCCGUGCUCUUGCUGCUCGAAAGGCUGGUGGUGAAAAGCAGAGAAUCUUUCGGGAGAUUGACAGUCUCCUCAGCGAUGCGUUUGGUACUCACUCAGAGUUUCUGGCUGACUGUCAGACCCAGGUAAAGAACCAGGUGUCCCGACUUCACGAGGUUCGACAGCUUGCUCAGGUCAGCAUGUCUCGAGAACUCGAGCGCUUGGAAGAUGAUAACAUGGUUCCCGACGAUAUAUCUCUGGCUGACACUGCUUCUACCUCUGGAACCUUCCUGACCAAAUACACUGGUAAGACUGCCGGUACUGCCAAGACCGGCGUGUCUCGACGAACAGCCAAGAACAAGCGACGAAUGGACCGAAAGAAGGCCAAGGGUAAGAAGGGUACUGUGUUCGAGGAGGAGUAUCUGGUUGCCAGUCUGGGACGCCUGGUGGAGCGGUUAGAGCAGUCUAAGGUGGAGAUUUACAACGUGAUCCAGGCUCUGUAUUCUCGUGACCGAAGACCUUUGGCCCAUCAAUUGCAGCAGUCGCUCGUCGCGCUCGCUGCAAGCUUGACCGAAAACGUCCAGUUUGUGUUCAACCGAACCAUGGAGGAUCGGAAGCGAAUCGACGACGAUGGCGCUGUCUACUAUCUGGAUGAGGUUCCUGUUCCCGAAAUUAAAAAGGUGGAGGUUUUUGCUUCUCUCUAA